AAUGGAUACCGAUGGAAAACUUUUACUACAAAAGGAUACGAAAAUUAUAAAACAAAGUAUUAAGGAUUUAUUCGCCGAGAUCCGCUUUGACGUAAAAGAUGAAGACCAUCCUCCGUCCGAGUAUUACAGGCCUCCCGACCUAGACGCAACACUAGAAAAGACGUUAGACUUAAAGUUAAAGACGGCUGUCGACGAUAGAUCCUUUUGGAUGAAUAAAUACGAUCAACUACUUACUCAAGUCAUUCAAAAUCAAGCAUUUAUAAACGAUUGUGAAAGUCAGUGCGUACACUUUGUUAACAAAAUGGAGGAACGUGCUGGUAGACUAUUAGUGGACCUACAACAGAAAUUGGAAAGUGCAGAAGUUAAUUGCCAGAAGCUUCAAGAACAAAAUUCUAACUUUGAAAUAAAUGAAAAAAAAAUGAAUGACCGAUUGAAAAAAUUAGAAAGUGAAAAGAUAGACGAAAAGCAAAAAUAUUAUGAGGAAAUGCGAAAAAGAUUGCAGCAAGACGAAAAGUUUGAACAUUUAGAAAAGGAACUAGUUAGAUGUAAAAGGGAUAAUCAAAUUCUUGAACAAAUUGUUAAACUUUCCGAGGUAAAAUUUCAAUAUUUGGAAAAGAACGAGCAUCCACCAGACUUUAAGCGUCACUUAUCGCAAGAUGAUGUAAAUGCUUGUAGGAGCAUAAUAUCUAUGCUGCAGAGUGAAAAUGAAGAUGCAGAAUCGGUUCAAUCUAGUCCUUUUAAUUCCACCGAGAAUGUUCAAAAUUUAACAAUAUAUAAAACGGACGAUGAAUCAGAAGGGGAGGAAUAUGAAAAUAGACGCUGUUCAUUCUCAGACAAACGUGUCUCUCAAGCAGGUACAUUUAGAACAUAUAGUCUAACUGAAAAAGAAAGAGCUACCUCAAGUGUAGACGCUCUUCGCGUUAGACGCAACGGAGUUCUUCUCUGCGAAGAAGACGUAAGUAAAUUCGCCGCUAACAACAAAACUAAGAAAGGACUAUUUUCAAAAAGUCAUUCUAAGGAAUGA
Molecule: messenger RNA, 1024 nt
Organism: Dimorphilus gyrociliatus
Lineage: Eukaryota; Metazoa; Annelida; Polychaeta; Dinophilidae
Source: the annotation of a GenBank genome assembly